Molecule: messenger RNA, 2326 nt
Organism: Schizosaccharomyces cryophilus OY26
Lineage: Eukaryota; Fungi; Ascomycota; Schizosaccharomycetes; Schizosaccharomycetales; Schizosaccharomycetaceae
Product: BRCT domain-containing protein
Exons: 4
Coding region: 307-2244 (645 amino acids)
Source: RefSeq, a predicted model, not a curated record
CUUUCCUAUAUUGGGCAUCCCGACAAUACCAAUUUUUAAAUGAUUUCCAGGACGUCCCAAACGACGUCGGGAUGGUUCUGGCUUUGCAAGAAAAGCUUGGCAAUUUGAAAACGAUCGAAGGACUUUUGGUCGUGCUGAUGCACACCUAUUCUGUAACACUAUCCUUGUACCAAAGUAAUUCAUUAUAGAAAGCAAAUUUCCAAGUCAAAAGCUUCUUCAGUUGGUUUUUAUAAAAUUCUGGUUAGAUUACUAAUUAAUUACCGUUCAAACGAAGGAUUUUUUGGGACUUCAUUCAAUUUGGUUGAGAUGGAGAUUCAAAUUGGUGAUAGACGACAGAACCUAUACCAAUAUGGGGGAUUUAUAAACAUUUUCGAUUAUAAUGUGAAUCAAUUUGAAAGUGCAGACUCUAUCGCCGAAAUAUAUAUCCAAGACGGCCAGGUAUUCUUUCGCAAUAUUCAGUCUAGGGCCACAUUUCAAAAGCUCCGGUUGCUUCCUUCGCCUAGUGAAAAAAAGCUUUUUUACCAUAUUCCGUUAUAUGAAACACUGUAUAUUAAUGACAUAAAAACUAUUAUUCUACCCGGAAGCUCGAAUUCAUCUUUUGAGGGUGUUAAUAAUAGCUUUAAAACUGGAACUACGACUAUUCCAAAUACUCCACAAAAGCCUUCUCAACCUCAAUUAUCCUCCCUCACAGAGCCUAGGGUAAACAAGCCGUAUAUUUUUGACACAAAAUCUGAAACCAAGCUUCAACCGGUAUGGGGAAAGAAAAGUUCAGCUCCUUACGGCCAGCUCUCGCACAUUGCUCCAGAAACAACCACGCUUGAUUUAGAAAAAGAAUUGUUUGCUCACGACGUUCCAGAAUCUCAACCAAAUGAAAAGGAUUCCAAGGAUACCAUGGUGAAGGAACCAUCGACGCUUAUGAAACCCGAGGAAGAGAGAGACUCCAAAGAAAAUCAAGAUACUUUAUCUUCUGUGGAAAACUCUGAUUUAAAAGAGAGUACUGGAGCUGAUGAAGAAAAAGUCGCUGAAAUGAAGCCUAACCGUUCAUUUGAACAAGGGGCUGCUCAUGAAUCGGACACAACGAAUGAAGAAGAAAAUAAUAUUCCUUCAACUCCUGCAGGAAUAAAUGAUUUAACAAAUAGAGAAACUUCAGAAAAAGAAAACCAGCAAUUUAAGGAAGGAAAAGUACCGCCUGAAGAAGAGCAAGGAAAAUUUCUUCACGACCAACAGACACAUCCCAAUGUAUCAGGAUCAGAAGAAGAUUUCAAUAUAGAAGGCAAGGAAAACAUUGAGGAAAAGUUCCCACAACCCGUAUCUGCCAAUCUAUCGGACCCAACUCCAGAGAGAAAGGAGGAUAUUGAAGAACAUCAAAAGGAAGUACAGACAAGUCAGCAAAUUUUACAGGAAACAGAAGAAAAUGAAUCGAAAGAUUUAGAGGUCCAAGAACAAGAGAAAGAGGAGGAAGAAAUUCCUCUGACGAAUUAUACGUUUCCAUCAUCUUCCGCUUCCAAUGAAGAACAUAAGGAUUCUCAAUCGCAACCGGAAGGUAUAAGUAUUGUUACCUCUAGCUUCAAUUUGACGAAACCUAUGCAAGCUUUUGCAAGAAGAAAAGGUAUCAAAAUACAAGACUCUGUUACGGAUACAACAGACUGUAUUAUCCUUGGACCUCCUCCUCUUCGUAGAACACAUAAAUUUUUACUAGCAACUUCUCUUGGGAAGCCACCAGUUUCUUCUCGAUAUAUACUGGAUUCCAUGAAAGAAGGUACGCUACUCAAUUACCAUGCUUAUUUAUACGAAGACCAACAGGCAGAAGAAAAAUGGAAGUUUUCUUUAAAAGCUGUUCACAGAAGGAAAUGUUUACAGGAAUUAAAGUUUUAUAUUACUACAGCUAUGCGGAAUUCCAUGGUAGGAGAUUCUAUCCAAGGACUGUACUCUAUCAUGAAAACAUCCGGUGCUAAAGUUGUUGAAGACAUUCAAGAAGCUCAGAAUCCACAAGUUAUCAUUUUAGGCUUACCAGCUAAUGAUGAAGAGGGCUACAACAUGUUUUCUACGGGUUUACGAGUUUAUAAAAUGGAGUUAGUAGCUCUCUCUAUUCUUCGUGAUAAAAUUGAUUUUGACGAGUUUAUUAUUGAUUAUUCUCAAAGGGGCACAACUUCAACUGGAUCUUCUGGAAUGUCGGGACGAAACAGAAAACGCAGUUCUCGAUCUUCUUUCAGCAAGUCCCGAUCAAAAGAACAAAAGACUUGAACAUGAUUUUUAUAGAAAGAGAUUUUAUUGAAUGAAUCUUUUGGACGUUGAGAGAAAGUAGACUAUGGUAGCGAUAUCAUUC